CGACGCAGUUUCAUCCUUAUUUCAGAACACGCAAAUCACAAUUUUUGUUUGUUUGUUUUAGAAGAGGGAGAACCAAACACGCCCUUAUCGCCAAAACACACCACCCUUUUAUCCCCAAAGAGCUAAAAGAGCCUCUUCACACACUUCAACUAUUAUUCUGAUUCUCAUAAUUAUCCAGCAAGAAUUCUCUUUCUUUUGCGGUCAUAAACAUAGAAGAUGAGUACAUUGGAUGCAACUAGGGCGGAACUCGCUCUUCUAGUUUUGUACUUGAACAAGGCUGAAGCAAGGGACAAGAUAUGCAGAGCAAUACAAUAUGGUUCCAAGUUUUUGAGUAAUGGGGAACCUGGCACUGCCCAGAAUGUAGACAAACAAACCAGCUUGGCUAGGAAGGUUUUCCGUCUCUUCAAGUUUGUCAACGACCUGCACGGUCUGAUAAGUCCAACACCUCAGGGUACUCCCUUACCCCUAAUUCUGUUGGGAAAGUCGAAGAAUGCAUUACUCUCCACUUUCUUGUUUCUUGAUCAAUUCGUGUGGCUCGGUAGAUCCGGCAUCUACCAGAAUAAAGAACGAACUGAGCUAAUCGGCCGGAUAUCUCUUUACUGUUGGCUUGGCUCCUCGGCGUGUACCACCCUAGUUGAGCUUGGGGAGCUUGGACGACUCUCUGGAUCAAUGAAGAAGUUGGAGAAACAACUCAAGGGCAGUAAUAAAUAUGAAAAUGAGCAAUACCGCGCCAAAUUAAAGGCCUCGAAUGAGAGGACUCUAGCACUCAUCAAAGCAGGCAUGGAUAUUGUGGUGGCUGUUGGACUGCUACAAUUGGCACCCAAGAAAGUCACUCCUCGCGUUACCGGCGCAUUUGGAUUUGUUACAUCUCUAAUCUCUUGCUAUCAGCUGCUUCCGGCCGCCGCGGCGAAGUCAAAAUCAUCAUGAAUGUGGAAGAACAGACUAGAGGAGGGCUGUCAUCACCAUGCUUCGUUGUUGUUAAAUAAUAAUAAUAUGUGAAAUUAUUAGAAAAUGAUGGUGGUUGGUGUGAGCAUGGACCAACUUGUUGACCUGUUAAGGUCUUUAGAUAUGUCACCAUAAUUAUAGUGCCUAUAUUGUUAUCAAUUGUCACGGUUCUAUUUUGCUUAAUAAAUAGUAGAAAAAAAAUCCCUGUUUGGAAUUCUUCCCACAA
Arachis duranensis is the source of this 1171-nucleotide messenger RNA. Its product is annotated as peroxisomal membrane protein 11D. NCBI's taxonomy places the organism in Eukaryota, Viridiplantae, Streptophyta, Magnoliopsida, Fabales, Fabaceae. Bases 217 to 927 code for a protein of 236 amino acids. The transcript has 8 exons. Gene Ontology annotation, cellular component: peroxisomal membrane. Gene Ontology annotation, biological process: regulation of peroxisome size; peroxisome fission. The record is from RefSeq and is a predicted model, not a curated record.